AUGGUGCUCGAUGUCGUCGUGGAGUUCCGCGCCAUUCGCGACGUCCGCGUCAUUGGGUUCUACAGCGCAAAGGAUCCACGAUCGGACAAGCAGUAUGUUGUGUACGUCAUCGAAGUCACCACUGUCGAUCCGUCUGCGGCGACGUCGUCGUUUCUGAUCUACCGGCGAUACUCUCAAAUUGCAAUCUUAUCAACGAAACUCCACUACGAGACCACCGUUGGGCUACCACCCAAGUAUGCGUUGCAGCCGUACCCGCUUACAGCGGAGCAGCUUGCACAUCGGUACGACGGGCUGCGACGGUUUGUCGACGAGAUCUUUGCUGCACUGAAACUCGUCUCCGGGAUCGAUGCGGCACCUCCGCCUUGUUCCACCGUUGUCCCUCGCGACAUCCAGAUGUUUUACGAGUUUCUGCAUACACACAAGAACCGCCCUCCGAUGCCGCUGCACCCGCCGCUGGCGGAUUGGGCCACCCCCGGAGAAAUGACCUCGUCCACAUGCAGCAACGGGACCUCCUCUCGCUUUUCUUCUAUCUCGUCAGAGUCGCUGAGUGUGGCGGCAGCACGAUGGGGUGACGACGAAGGCAGUGUCGCGGGCGACAUGGAUGAACAAGUCGACGACUCGAGCCUGGUCGUCCUUGAUAACGACGACGCGGCGAUCCAAGAGAAAUCCCCCUUGGAGCUGUCAAACCACCUCCGCAACGACGUGCUGCAAGUGGAAAGCCAGUGCCAUGCGCUGUGGAACGUUGUGCAGGCGUAUCUCCACGCGGCUCAAUCGUUUUCUCAGGCGACGCUUGCCGUGGAAGCUGAGAUUGCCCGGUUGUCGAGAAUGCCAUUGCUUGGCCAAAGCGGCACUUUCGUCGAAGACAGGAAUGCCGAGACAGGGGUUUCGAUCGCCCAAACGACCAAAGACGCCGAACAACCCCCGACGCGUCCGUCGACAUCGUCGUUCACGUCCUUCUCCAUGGAGCCGUGGAAGGUAUUGCAGGAAAGUUGCGGCCUCAACGUCGUCGCGCCCAUUCGCCAGCUAUGCCAUGAGGUUCUUCCCGAAGUGAAAGCGACCUAUUGGGGCUGCCUGGCGCCAUCCACCCACCGCGGUGGAUCCGCUGCGCCGCUGUAUCCUGCCUUUCGAUACCUCCGCGAACGAGAGAGUCUCCAAGCAUCGCUGCAAACAACUUUAACCGACGUCUCAACAGCCUUUCGUGCGGCUCACAGCGGCUUUCUCACAUCGCAAAAUCCACUCGACACCACCCCAUUCUCCAAUGAGAUGCCUGUUUUCACGAAUCCUGGGACACACGACCUACACAACAUCGCCCGUGCGGCUACCAAACGGCCUCACGACAGCGACAUCGAGGGUGACAUGUCCUCCGACGAUCACGCCUGCCCAACGUCUCCAAUUCCUCUCGUGAACAGCAACAGCGAGUCAGCGACUUCCACGACAGUCCCUCAAGUGUAUGUGUGGGGUCGAUUACCCGACGCAACGACACCGUUGCUGCGACCCACCCCUCAGCCCAUUCGCAUCGGCCAAGACAUUGCCCAGGUUGCGUGCGGUGGCGACCGCCUCCUCUUUCUCACAGUGUCGGGCGAAGUGUACAGCUGCAACCCAGACGAAAAAGGGCAAACCUUGGAAACUCCCCAGCUGGUCGAACAGUUUGCCCUCGACAAAGCCCUCCACUCCACCAUUGUGGUCACGGUCGCUUGUGGUCCGCAGCACGCCUUGGCCAUCACCCACGUUGGCGAAUUGUACUCGUGGGGAAGUGGCGAAGACGGACGUCUGGGCCACGGCGAUAUUCGCGAUCGACCCGUUCCACGAAAGGUCAUGAGCUUGCUGGGAGAAAGGGUAGUACAAGGCAGCUGUGGUGGCGCACACACGGCAGUGAUUUCCGCGACAAAUCAAUUGUUUACGUUUGGUCGGGGCAAACACGGGCGCCUCGGCCUUGGUUCCUCGGGACUGUUUCGCAUGACACCAACUCCAGUCUCGUCCAACGUGGCAUGGAAGCACGUGUGCUGCGGAUGGAACUUUACCAUCGCGCUGAGCAUGGCAGGACGUGUUUACAGUUGGGGUAAGCAGGCCGAAGGACAGUGUGGCUUGGGUUACGUUGAGGCCGACCAGCACAGCCCUGUUCAAAUUGAUGCACUCCGUCCGUACAAUAUUGUCGGCGUGGCGUGCGGGUACACGCACACCCUGGCUGUAUCGGACAGCGGCGAGCUGUUCUCGUGGGGCCUGGGCGAGUACGGCCAACUGGGGAAAGAAACCAUCUACCAACCGGUGCCACAGAUUGUGGAUGUUUCAACGUGCCUCGCGAUGGAUCGGGUCCUUCAAGUCUACUGUGGAGCCUUCCACUCGGUCGCAACCACGGAACGGAAUGUGCUGUUGACGUGGGGGCUUAAUGUGUACGGCGCUUGUGGCCUGGGCCAUACGACCAACAAGGACUCGCCUGAGCGACUGGACUGCUUUGAUCGAGGCCAUGAGCUCCUCGUCGUGUGCGGCCACAAAUUCACGAUGGUUCUCGAACGGGCGUCGGGGUCGCACGUCGAGCUCGGGACGCAGCCGCCAACGACGGGAAGUUUGCAAAAGGAAGAGGACCUUCGCCGUACGAAGCGGCUGUGGCGCACUCGGAUCUUGGACAACUGGGACGCCACAAAAGACUCGCCGUUAGCGCAGACGUUGUGGCGCCAGGGCAUUCCACCGUCGUUGCGGUCCAAGGUGUGGCCACUGGCCAUCGGGAAUACUCUCAAAAUCACCCCUGCCAUGUAUCAAUUGUACCGGCAACGCGCUAGCCAAACGCGUCUGGGCAACGUGCACCUUUCAAACGGCCGCGAACACACCGUCCGGCUCAUCCACACCGAUCUCCCCCGCACGUUUCCGACGCUCAAGCUGUUCGACACGAGCGGACCGUACUUUGAUUUUUUGCGUGAAGUGCUUGAAACGUACGCAUGCUACCGCCCCGAUUUGGGAUACAUUCAAGGGAUGUCGUAUAUCGCGGCGCUCCUGUGCCUGCACAUGCCAACCGAUCGGUUCCUGACAUUCCAGUGCCUCGCCAACGUAAUGGUUCACGAGCACCUCUUUACGUUCUACUUGCUCGACGUCGACUUGGCCCACAACUACUAUAUGUGGUUUGACGAGUUCUUCAAGAUGGAAUUGCCCCAACUAUUUCAACAUUUCAACUCCAUUGGCGUCCCGACAAGCCUCUUUCUCAUGAAUUGGCUGCAAACGCUGUUCCUCCAAGUGCUUCCGCUAGAAGUCGCGUCGCGGGUGUUUGACAACUUUUUGCUGGACGGCGUCCUGUUUCUUUUUCGCACGGCGCUGGCCAUCCUGACGCUGCUGGGUCCGACCCUAUUGGAAAACGACUUGGACGUUGCGCUGCCGCUGCUCCAGCGACACUACCAGCAUCAAAGCCGAUGGUUCGAGGCCCUGGCCGAAGACAAACUGUUUGCCACAAUCGCGGCAAUCCAUACCCCGUCGCACGUGUACAUGGGCGUCGAAACGUUGGUGCAAAAUGUUUAUUUUUACCUCCCCGGGACAGCGUCGGCGGCGUAUCCGCAGCAAAAAGUCAGGCGGUCGCGGUAUGCCCUGA
Aphanomyces invadans is the source of this 3574-nucleotide messenger RNA. RefSeq lists its product as hypothetical. Gene Ontology annotation, molecular function: phosphatidylinositol binding. The annotation marks the transcript as partial. The record is from RefSeq and is a predicted model, not a curated record. NCBI's taxonomy places the organism in Eukaryota, Oomycota, Saprolegniomycetes, Saprolegniales, Verrucalvaceae. The transcript is spliced from 27 exons.